Messenger RNA from Exophiala bonariae, 3414 nucleotides. RefSeq lists its product as uncharacterized. The transcript has 2 exons. Bases 1 to 3414 code for a protein of 1137 amino acids. The record is from RefSeq and is a predicted model, not a curated record. NCBI's taxonomy places the organism in Eukaryota, Fungi, Ascomycota, Eurotiomycetes, Chaetothyriales, Herpotrichiellaceae.
AUGAGUGCACAAUCUGGCAGGACGACUGCCACAUCGACCCACGGGAGCAAGGGAAGCAAUGCAGGACAGACACUGGUCAGGGCACCAGUCCAUCCCGUGCCACAACUACAAAAGCCCUUUGAAGAGUCUAUGUUGGAGUCACUAAACGAUCUGUUAGAUCAAGAUGUCCCCCUCGAUGCAAUGACCCGACGCACCAUGCUUCUCGAAGCACCAACCUACGACCGGGUAAUCGCAGGAAGAUGGAAGCAGAAACCCGGCGAAAAAUACCACCCUCUCUGGAAGCUGAUCGCUCAGAUGUCCUUUGGAAUGCACCUAUUAGCAGAAAACAUGGCCUUAUCAGAAGAGGAGGUGAUGCGGAUACUGCAAAGCCACGUGGAUGAUAUCGACGGUUUCCUCGAGCGAACUACCGAAGACCUUGAACUUGCGCAGAGCGACAUCCACGAAAGGCUGCGUUGCCUCAAACUCCCACUAGCCCAUGGUGAAGUCUUCGACCGCAUGUUGGAGGAUCGUACAUUUCGAGCAUCAAUUCUGGACGGCAAUGAAAAGAUAGACCACGUGAUCACCCGAACAAAACGGUCGGCAAAAGAUGCAUUGAAAGAUGUCCAGAAAGGAUUCGAUGCAACAAAUACACUGGAGAAAUACUUGGCCAAAUUGCAGACGACGUGGCAAAGGCAAAGUCCCGAACACGAAGCAGUGCUAGUAGCGAUGCUGGGGAAUGCCGAAGGGUGGCGUCGUGCUUUCCUAGAACUCCAUCUAGAAGGAAAUAAACUGGCAGGCACUUUGAAAAAGUUGGGCGAGGUUGUGGCUGAGAUGCAGCGAAGAGCCGCUGCGGUCAGCCGAAACAUUAUCGCAAGACAACAACGCUCAAAACAAUCAACAUCUCACAGAUCUGUCAUGCUGUCACAGUCAGGUUCAGUGGUGGACCACAAACCCCUGCCCACUGAGCCUGGUCAAGUGAAAUCCACUAGAACAUCGUCUCGGAGCACAAAUGCCACCACCUUUUCCAGCAGACCAGGAAGCGGUAACAAAUCCAGUCAGGGAUUAUCUAGCGGUCAGUCUCCCGAGUCGAAGCGGAAUGCCAGCACAGACAUGACAUACCAAUCCAUUUCCUACCAAGCGAAGGCCUUGGAUCAAUCUCGAUCACACCCAUCAGCGGAUCAGACUCAGAUGACUGGUGGGCUGUUGAUCCACCCAGAUGGCGAACACCCGAUCGAGUUGCCUGCUGAUGUACCAGAGGAAGUGUUACGACAGGCGCCGGUGUCAGUCAAGAAUCGUAUGAGCAUGACAUUGGGACUCGCGGUGAAGGACAAAUCAGAACACCGUAUAUCCAGUGUCUACUUUCCGAGGGCACUCGGAGAACUACUGAAAUCACCUGGAACUUCACAAAUGCUAUUGACACCACAAGCAAACACGGCUAGCAAAGGAACACCUCUAAGUGCUGUUAUCACGUCGCCUUCUUAUAUGUUGGAAGCCCAAGCAGAUUACUUUGGAACCAGUGAGAAUACUCCAACGUUUGGCAAGGCUCAAUCGCAGAACCAGCACGGGUUAGUUUCGAGUCCAAUUCUACCAGCAGCAGCUCGAGGAUCGGUCCGUGCAUCAAUCAUUGAGCCUGGGACUAGGACCCGGAGCUCCUCAAUCCCCAAUCCAGCAUUUACCUCACAUCCUGCGGUCAUGGCCAUGGCAACGCCGCCUACAGAGCUACCAGUACCUUUAUCACCACAUGAACCCUUGCAGACCUCAGAUUCAGGUAAACCUUCUGCACCAUCGAGCAUUGCAACGCCUUCGAGCAUCGGAGAGCCUGGCCCUGCAAUGGGUGAGACGGAUACAUUGCGAUCGGCAUCGGUAUCGGAACCUAGGAUUCUAGUUGAAGACUCGGAAAUCACGGUCGCAUUGAUUCCUGCUUCUGCGGAAGAAGAGACAUUCUCGGCAGCAGAAGCCAAGAAGGCGGAGCUCACACAAAAGGCUGUAGCAAGUCAACUCGGAAUGCGGCAUCAGAGCUCCCAGGAAGUCAUCUCUCCCCAACAAGAAGAGUCAUCUAGAAACCUAGAACAGGUUCCAGAGGUGCCUACGAGUGCACCUCCACCUCCACCUGAGGCUGCUGUGACCGAGACUGCUGUGACGCGGCAGGCACCUGUACAGGACGAGCAAGUAGAUAUCAUCAUCCACAUAAGCGAAAGUGAUCGCCCCAAGGAACAAUUCUUUGCAGAACUUGAAGCCACAGUACCGACGCCAAAGCAAUCGAAUCAAGACUUCGGCCCGGUGGAAUUGGAAGCACCAGAUCUAUCAUUCAGGCUACCUCCACGGCAGCUUGCAUCGUCCAGCAACCCAGACAAAGAAAUCCCGCGAGCUAGCAUUCGUCAGCUCGACGACUUUUUCAAGCUGCCUCCCAGACCUAUGGCAUCAUCCAGCAGUCUGGGUAAGGAAACCGUUCGCGCCAGUACUGGUCAAUUCGAUACGUCUUUUAAGCUACCUCCACGACCUUUUGCAUCGUCUAGUGAUGAUAAGAAAAUCCCUCGAGCGAGCACUGGUCAAUUCAAUGACUCUUUCAAGCUACCUCCCCGACCAAACGCAUUGUCCAACGGCUCAGAAAAGGGCAACGCUCGGGCGAGUACUGGUCAAUUCAACGAUUCUUUUAAACUGCCACCCCGGCCGGCUGAGUCCUCGAGCAAUGUGAAUCAGAUAGUCCCUCCAAGCAAGACUGGGCAGCUUGUUGAGUUCUUCAAAUUGCCGACUGAACGAACAAUCAAACCCGGAAUGAAACCCAAGGAUUUUGGAGAUCGGCGGAACCAGGAGCCGAUCAGGCCACUGAAAUUGGAACUAACAAAGAAGAACGGCAAGAUGGUGCCAGUGGCGACGUCGAGCCCUGCGGGUAUGAAAGCGCGGGAAAGUCCUGGCCCAUCUAAACUGAGAAUGGAUGUUGUGGCGGACAUUAUUGAGACCAUGUCUAACACCCCUCCCGGAUCACCGAUCCACGACAGCAAUCGAUCAUCCUCAGCAUCCUCCAAUUCUGCACAACGCUGGUCUCACCGUUCGACACGCUCGCUAGGCCCGCCAGAACAGGCACCAGCACCACCAGGCCCUGGAGGACGAUCGAUGGUCAACCCAGACUUCGCAGCGGCGGGACAAUUCGAAGGUGAACGCAAGCAGAAGCGCGGCUCGAAGAAAAAGAGCAGUGGGUUCGUGAACAUCAACAAGGAGAAAUGGAAGAACCUGUUUCUUAAUAACGGCAGCAGCACGAAUGCCAGCUCGAGUUCUGGGGCAUCAACCGCGAAUACAUCGGACAAGACUCACAACAGCACGACGCGACCGAACUCGGAGGGCGUGCCGGCGGCGGAAAUGAUGACUGGGUCUGGAAAGGACGUAUUGUGGUUCAAGGGCGACUCGAAGAAGUCACUGGGGGUAUCUUCAGUGUGA